Naegleria gruberi is the source of this 2784-nucleotide messenger RNA. RefSeq lists its product as uncharacterized. Bases 1 to 2784 code for a protein of 927 amino acids. NCBI's taxonomy places the organism in Eukaryota, Heterolobosea, Eutetramitea, Acrasida, Naegleriidae. Gene Ontology annotation, molecular function: protein serine/threonine kinase activity; ATP binding. The record is from RefSeq and is a predicted model, not a curated record. The transcript has a single exon. Gene Ontology annotation, cellular component: cytoplasm. Gene Ontology annotation, biological process: intracellular signal transduction; protein phosphorylation.
AUGGGAGCAGCAUUAUCUUCUCCCUGCGCUAUAAAACUUGAUCGAGUGGAUGAACCAUCUCCUGUUUCAUCAUAUCCGGGAGGAGGAAGUACUUCAUCAUUAAAUCAAAAGACAAAAGAAAGAGAAAGAUCUUCAUCAAAAACUGAACAACGAGUUGUAAAAGACAAUUCAGCUAAUGAAGCCGCCUUAUCUAAAAAACAAAAUGAUUUUGAAAAAAGUCCCUCUUCAGGUAAGAAUGGCAACAGUUCUACUACUCCUCAAAAAAGACCUCCUAAAAUUGUUGUCGCUCAUUCUGAAACCCUAAGCACUGCAGAAGUUGAUGGUGCUAGUAAGGUUUCAAUGGAAACAACAAGUAACUCCCCUAAUGAAGCCAAAUCUUCAACCUCUCUUCCAAGCAGUGUAUACAAUGUUCAAUUCCACCAAUCACCAAGUAAUAGGAGUUCAAAAUCAGAACAAGUUGCUUUUAGUGAGGCAAACAAUAGUAUUCAGCCACAACAACAACUGAAUCCGAUAGUAGUUCAACAAGGUAGUAAUCCACUUCCAAUACCAAGUCAAACACUUCCAGUGAGGUCCCCAAAGAAUUAUGAGUUGAGGUCUGGCUCAACAGAAGACCCUCCAACCUUACAACCUCUAAGGAGAUUUCAAUCGCCUACUAAUAGUUCCUAUGAAAACAAACCAACCUUUAACUCCCCUUCUACCCCUGUAAACCUUCAAUCACCAACAAGAACUCCAGCAUCCACUUCAAGAAAUAGGCCUCAUUAUCUCAGUAAAAUAUCCUCACCACCAACAAGAGGAAACUCUCCCACCUCAAUGCUUAGCUCUUUAAGACAAUCUAGAGACCAAAAGAGUAACAGUGAUAGUAGUGUAUAUGAUGUUUCCUCUUCUUUCACUUUAAGUGAGAGCACUGAAUUGGCAGUAACCCCAACCCCAAGUUCAAAGAAAUCAUUGUCCUCAUCAUCUGUUUCAGAAAGUCAUCCCUAUUCUUUGAAACAAAAAUCAUCCUCCUCCGCUUCUAUAUCUACAAAUGUCAAUAAUAAUGUCAAAAAUAUGAAAUCACAAAUUGAAGAAUCUGUAAUGAAAUUUAAUGCCUCCAUAGGCACAGACAGUAAGAGAAUUUUACCAAAAAGAAGACACUCACUUCUUGCUUCUGGGAGAAACUCACCCAGUUUGCUUAAUGAGCUGAAACAAAAUGAAAAAUCAGAUUCAACUUGCUCACCUUCAACAGUUUAUAACCCAAGCAUUCCGAUAGGUCAGAGCAAUAUUGAAAAAAUCCAACAGGAACGAAGAUUUUCAGACUUUGUAACUCCACUCACCAAAAAACGAAGCGCAUUUAAUCAGGCAACUAAACCUGUAAACAAUUCUAAGAAUUCAAGAAAUAGAUUGAGAGCCUCAGUAGAAAAUCCAGCAACUUUGACUCCUGUUAGGGCUCCAGCUAGAAGAAGAAUGAGUAUUUCAGUUUCUCCUCAGCAUAAGGUUGAAAUGACUACAACUGCCCAAGUUGGUAGAGAUCAACACGGAAGAAAGAUAAUCAACCAAUACACAAUCAUCAAAAAGUUAGGUAAGGGAUCUUAUGGAUCAGUAAAGCUCGGUAAAAAUGAACAGACAGGACAAUUGGCUGCCAUUAAGGUUAUUAACCGAUCUCUUCUCAAUAAUAUUAAGAAGAAAUGGAGUGCUCCUGGACAACAACAAAAUAAUCAAAUCAGUAAGAUUAAGUUGGAAAUUGCCAUUCUUAAGAAUCUGGAUCACCCUAAUAUUGUUCGUUUGCUCGAGGUGAUUGAUGAUCCAAUGAAUGACAAGAUUUGCCUUGUUUUCGAAUUUAUUGAUGGUGGCGAAUUGAUGAAACUUAAUGAUGAUGGUGUUCUUGUUGAUGGAAAACCAUUCACAGAAGAUGAAGCAAGAUACUAUUUCAGACAAAUGCUAAACAGUUUAGAAUAUUUACACUUCAACAGAGUUGUACAUAGAGAUAUCAAACCUUCUAAUAUUCUUUUAACUAAGACUAGGGAUGUAAAAUUAUCUGACUUUGGUGUCAGUAAAUUAUUGGCAGAGGACGAAGAGGAUACACUUGAUGACUCUCAAGGAACUCCUGCUUUUUUGCCUCCUGAAGCAUGCUACAAAGGUAAAAUACAAGGUAAACCAGCCGAUAUUUGGGCACUAGGGAUUACAUUAUAUUGUAUGGUGGUGGGACAAGUUCCUUUCCGUUCUGACGAACCUGGAGCAUCCAAGCUUCUCUAUCUGUACUAUGUUAUUCAACAUGAAGAUCCACAAAUACCUGAAAAUCUGAGUCCAGAAUUGAAGGAUAUCAUAACUAGGAUGUUGGAUAAAAACGCAAAAUCAAGAAUUACAAUGGAUGAUCUUCAAGAGCACCCUUGGGUUACUAAGGAUGAAGAGUCCUUCAUAGAAGAGCCACAAAAGACAUUGUCAGAAUUAUAUCCAGAUUUCUCUUCACCAAAUAUUCAAUACUUGGAAUCCAGAAGAAAAUCUGCAAUUCCAACAAACAGAACCUAUGUACACCACGCUCAACUCAGAAAGAUGCACAGUACAAGAAAGGUUGUUGUUGAUUCUGAAGAUAUCGACAAUGCCAUUAAAGAAAAAGAAUACGACCCAAAUACUCCUAAGAAAACCAGUUUCAAGAAGGAACAUCACCAUAACCACAAUGCAUCAAUUGAAAAGAUUUCCCUUGUAAGAAACAGAAGCUCGUGUAAAAUUUUGGUUUCACAAGAACCAUCUAAACAGGAAGUUAGGACUUCCAUUCCAACAAUUGAGAUAAAUUCCAAAACAGAAUAA